UAAAUACGCACGCUUGCACCUUACUCCGCCGAGUCGCCCCCCGCCGUCUUCCAGAUUCAGAUCCAUCGUCCAUGCCGCUCGCUUCUCCACUUCUGUAAGCGCCUCCUCCUCAUCUCCCCCGUUCAGUCCUCCCUCGCAAAACCGCGAGACAAAGACUCGCGGGAGCCCUCGCGCCGCCGCUCUGCACCGCCGUUCUCGCGGCAUCGUCGGCCCGGGCGCCCAACCCGCGGGCGCAUCGCUCUACCGCAGUAGCGGCCAUGGCGCAGCCGCUUGUUGUGAAGAAGGACGACGACUUAGACGAGGAAGAGUACUACUCGCCGUUCCUCGGCAUCGAGAAGGGCGCCGUCCUGCAGGAGGCCCGCGUCUUCCACGACCCGCAGCUCGACGCGCGGCGAUGCUGCCAGGUGAUCACCAAGCUUCUAUACCUGCUCAACCAGGGUGACACCUUUACCAAGGUAGAGGCCACAGAGGUCUUCUUCGCUACGACCAAGUUGUUUCAGUCCAAAGAUGCUGGACUUAGGAGGAUGGUGUACCUCAUGAUCAAGGAACUCUCGCCAUCAGCGGAUGAGGUUAUUAUAGUGACAAGUUCUCUGAUGAAGGAUAUGAAUAGCAAGACUGAUAUGUAUCGUGCAAAUGCUAUAAGAGUUCUUUGCCGGAUCAUUGAUUCGACUCUUCUCACCCAAAUUGAGAGGUAUUUGAAGCAAGCUAUCGUUGACAAGAACCCUGUUGUUGCCAGUGCGGCCCUUGUUAGUGGCAUUUACCUGCUUCAGACAAGUCCGGAAGUUGUGAAAAGAUGGAGCAAUGAGGUUCAGGAGGCUGUACAGUCGAGAGCUGCUCUUGUUCAGUUUCAUGCCCUUGCUCUUCUUCACCAAAUUAGACAAAAUGACCGGUUGGCUGUUAGCAAGCUUGUCACUAGUCUGACAAGGGGUUCAGUUCGCUCACCUCUGGCCCAGUGCCUACUUAUUCGGUACACUAGCCAGGUUAUUAGAGAGUCAGGCAUGAAUACACAAGGUGGAGACCGCCCUUUCUUUGAUUUCCUGGAGUCCUGUCUCCGGAACAAAGCAGAAAUGGUCAUACUUGAGGCUGCACGAGCAAUAACUGAUCUAAAUGGUGUGACCAGCCGUGAGCUUACACCUGCAAUCACGGUGCUGCAAUUGUUCUUAAGUUCAUCCAAACCUGUGCUUAGAUUUGCUGCUGUUCGCACACUUAACAAGGUUGCAUCAACUCAUCCUUUGGCCGUUACAAAUUGUAACAUAGAUAUGGAGAGUUUAAUCUCUGAUCAGAACAGGAGCAUCGCAACCCUUGCAAUUACCACACUGCUCAAGACAGGCAAUGAAUCAAGUGUUGAUCGUUUAAUGAAACAGAUGACCAACUUUAUGUCAGACAUAGCCGACGAAUUCAAGAUUGUUGUUGUAGAAGCAAUUAGAUCCUUGUGCUUGAAGUUCCCCCUCAAAUAUCGCUCACUGAUGAACUUUUUGAGCAAUAUCCUACGUGAAGAGGGUGGAUUUGACUACAAGAAAGCUAUAGUUGAUUCAAUUAUCAUACUCAUUAGAGAUAUUCCUGAUGCUAAAGAAAGUGGUUUAUUUCACUUAUGUGAAUUCAUCGAAGACUGUGAAUUCACGUAUCUGUCCACUCAGAUCCUUCACUUUUUGGGAAAUGAAGGGCCGAAGACAUCAGACCCUAGUAAAUACAUACGCUAUAUAUACAAUAGAGUGAUACUUGAAAAUGCCACUGUUCGAGCUAGUGCAGUAAGUACAUUGGCAAAGUUUGGUGCUUUGGUUGAUGCACUCAAGCCUCGCAUAUUUGUCCUUUUGAGGCGUUGCCUGUUUGAUGGUGAUGAUGAGGUCCGGGACAGAGCGACACUUUACAUCAAAUUGCUUGAUGGUGAAGCUACUGUUGGUGAGACUGAGAAGGAUGUGACCGACUUUCUCUUUGGUUCACUUGAUGUUCCACUAGCUAACUUGGAGGCCAGCCUGCGGAAUUAUGAACCAUCAGAGGUACCUUUUGAUAUUUCAUCUGUACCCAAGGAAACAAAAUCACAACCCCUUGCUGAGAAAAAGGCUACAGGCAAGAAAUCAACAGGGCCAGCAUCUGCUGUCAAUGGCCCUGUUCCGACCAUUGAUGCAUCCUAUGAGAAGCUUCUUUCAUCCAUUCCUGAGUUUGCUGGUUUUGGGAAACUCUUUAAGUCAUCAACACCUUUUGAAUUGACUGAAGCCGAGACCGAAUAUUCAGUCAAUGUUGUGAAGCACAUCUAUGAUGGGCAUGUUGUGCUUCAAUACAACUGUACAAAUACAAUACCUGAACAACUGCUUGAAGAGGUCGUGGUGUUUGUUGACGCUUCUGAGGCAGAAGAAUUUUCAGAAGUUGCAUCGAAACCUUUAAGAUCCUUGCCUUAUGAUUCCCCUGGACAGGCCUUUGUGGCCUUUGAAAAGCCAGAAGGUGUCCUUGCCACCGGGAAGUUCUCAAAUAUAUUGAAAUUCAUUGUUAAAGAGGUUGAUUCGUCCACAGGUGAAGCUGAGGAUGAUGGUGUUGAGGACGAGUAUCAGCUAGAAGAUUUUGAAAUUAUUUCUGCUGAUUAUAUGUUGAAGGUGGGGAUUUCGAACUUCCGAAAUGCUUGGGAAAGCAUGGAUCCGGAAAGUGAGCGGGUUGAUGAGUAUGGACUCGGUGUUAGGGAGAGCUUGGCCGAGGCUGUGAGUGCUGUUAUAAGCAUCCUCGGCAUGCAGCCUUGCGAGGGAACUGAUGUUGUCCAAAACAAUUCGAGAUCGCACACUUGCCUGCUCUCAGGUGUGUUCAUUGGUAAUGUGAAAGUUCUAGUGAGACUUUCAUUUGGAAUCAGCGGGCCCAAAGAAGUGGCCAUGAAGCUAGCAGUCAGAUCAGAUGAUCCGGAGGUCAGUGACAGGAUCCAUGAAAUUGUUGCAAACGGCUAAAACUACCAGCAAGAGUUUUUUGGUUGACCUUUUUGUUGUUUUGGCUUUCAAUCUGCUGAAAGCACAAGGGAUUUCGAUUAAUUAUAGUAUAUGGCUAUAUGUAAGUUGGUUUUCUCGUUGGAAUCCCACUGUUGUUGCAGCACCAUUCUUGUUCAACGCAGUAAAACAAAUUUUUGAUUGAUUUGGAACCACACUAUUUUCUUAUAUCCCCCUGGACUUGAAAAGUACAUGCAAUAAUACUGAAAUGGAAUGUCCAAUGCAUCA
Triticum aestivum (bread wheat) is the source of this 3191-nucleotide messenger RNA. RefSeq names its product coatomer subunit gamma-2. Lineage: Eukaryota; Viridiplantae; Streptophyta; Magnoliopsida; Poales; Poaceae. The transcript is spliced from 18 exons. Gene Ontology annotation, cellular component: endoplasmic reticulum; endoplasmic reticulum-Golgi intermediate compartment; COPI vesicle coat. Gene Ontology annotation, biological process: intra-Golgi vesicle-mediated transport; endoplasmic reticulum to Golgi vesicle-mediated transport; intracellular protein transport. The record is from RefSeq and is a predicted model, not a curated record. Bases 258 to 2927 code for a protein of 889 amino acids. Gene Ontology annotation, molecular function: structural molecule activity.